Molecule: messenger RNA, 824 nt
Organism: Tripterygium wilfordii
Lineage: Eukaryota; Viridiplantae; Streptophyta; Magnoliopsida; Celastrales; Celastraceae
Product: 50S ribosomal protein 6, chloroplastic-like
Exons: 1
Coding region: 152-613 (153 amino acids)
Biological process (GO): translation
Cellular component (GO): ribosome; chloroplast
Molecular function (GO): rRNA binding; structural constituent of ribosome
Source: RefSeq, a predicted model, not a curated record
AGAACAUAAAUAACAUUGGGCCCUUGGGAGAAAGUUUGGAGAGAAGUUCAGAUUUAGGCCCAACAAGUCUGGACUUACAAACCCAUGAAACAGCAAGCAAGCCCGUGUGUCAAACCACGGAUGGUUGAGGAAUAAUACAGUAGAUAAGAUAAUGCCUUCCAGAAAGAGGCUCAUAAUUCAGCAACUCACCCACGCCCUUUUUUUUACGCUUUUCGCCGACCUAUCCAGAACAGAGACCAAUUCCAAAGCCAUGUCCAUCUCUUCUUCAAUAUUUGGUUCUCCUCUGCUUUUGCCUCCCAAACCAUCUCUGUCGUCUUCAUCUGGUAUCGCUAAGACUGCCCAAACGACUACCGGUGGGACUGGUUUUGGGUUGCUGAUAGAGUGCUCGUCAAGACCACAGAAGAAGGCGACUGCACAUCACAUGAAGACAAGGCCACGGAAGAGUCAGCCAUGGGAUAUAAGACGCAAACCCACUGUGUAUCCCCCUCUUCCCCCUCUUCCUUCUGAGUGGACUCUCGUUUCUUCUGGUGGUGAUGAUGUCGGCGUUGGGGGUGCUGAUGCUGCUAGUGAGAGUGCUGGGCCUUCAAUUUCUACUAUACAGGCCUCACUUUGAAGUGGGUAGCUUGUUGUAUGUUGUGCUAUCAUGUGCCUUGUAUUUCUUUGAGAUAUUGUUGUUGGCUCUCUCCUUUUGUAUGUUGGUUGUUUCGUUUUUCAAUGAAGAUUGCUGGUGAAUUGAAAUUGCCGCUUGACUGUAGGGUUCGCCCACCACCUGUUUGUUGUUUAUUCUCAGUGAAGAGUGGGACUUUCAGCAGUUGAUGUUAAAA